Messenger RNA from Cephus cinctus (wheat stem sawfly), 1430 nucleotides. Its product is annotated as transmembrane protein 164. The transcript has 5 exons. The record is from RefSeq and is a predicted model, not a curated record. NCBI's taxonomy places the organism in Eukaryota, Metazoa, Arthropoda, Insecta, Hymenoptera, Cephidae. The coding region runs from base 297 to 1178 and encodes 293 amino acids.
UCGUGAAACAGCUGUGGGUCAUACAGAUCGAUUGUAUAAAAUAUAUUUCAAAGGAUAAUCCAAAAAUAUAUGUAUGUAUGUUUAAAUAAGCUUAAGUAACAUCCGCAACUUUGUUAUAUAUAUAUACACACAUGCAUACAUAUGUGCAUAAAGCAAGGCACUAGUGUCCCGAGUAUGCGCUGGAAGAAUUGAUGAGCCACGAAGACGUGGUCGAGGAAAAGUGGAUUUUCUCGACGAAGGAAUAAGGAAGGUAACAAUUUGAAUGGUUACUCAGGGUGCUGUAAACUUAUCGGAUAAUGUUUGAAUGGGCUUAUAGUGGUGUAAACAGUUCGAUCCCACGCAAUGUUGGACCGGACUGUGCUUAUUACUUGUCACCAAGUCGAAAAAUCCUGGAAACUAUCUUUGUGACGAUAUUUAUUGUCGUUACUGGUAAAUGGGCUCUCCAGCGCAUCAGCAUACCAAAAUCUGUUCAGAUCGAUCAUGAUCGAGUUGGGAGAAGAUUUUUACUGAUCUUUAUGUCGCUAAUAUUUGGGAUGGAAAUUGGUUUCAAGUUUACCAGCAGGACUGUGAUUUAUUUAUUAAAUCCUUGCCAUGUUAUUACUGCGGUGCAAUUGUAUCUGCUUAGUGCUAAACCAAGCAGGUUUGUCACUGCUCUGUUUAGAAUACAUUUAAAUUUUAUGAAUGGACCUGCACUUGCUUACAUGUUUCCUGAAAUAGAAUCUCGACAGAUUUUUGCAGACAAAUCUAUGUAUUAUAUCCAACAUGGAUUGAUGGUUGUUAUACCAUAUUAUUUAUUUAGACUUGGAGGUGUCUAUAAUGUUGAGCCUCUGCGGGAUCUAAGCUGGUGUGUUCUCAGCUAUGGAAUUAAUCUUGCUUAUCAUUUCCUGGUACUCCAAGCCUUUGCUUUGCCCGUACAAGUCAAUCUUAGUCACAUGCUGUGUCCAGCAGUCCUAGAUCCCUUUGAGGGUCCAAAUUAUCGUUUAUGGGCUUUCCUGCACCAGGCUUUUCUCUGCCCUUUCCUGUGCAAACUCUUGUCUUAUUCCGCUGAUUUUUUUAUCACAAAAUUUCCUCUGACACGAGUAAAAUCGUCGUUGGAACUUCCAAUUCCACGAGAAAUCAUAAAAAAUGAUCAGCAAGAGUCAGCUGACAUUGGCAAUGCUCGUACGCAUGUUGAUUAACACGAAAUUAUUCAACGUAUAUAGCGAAAAGUCUCUAGAUUAAAAAAAAAUUAAAUUGAUUAAUCUAAUAGAUGAAACCUCAAUAGGUUUCGGUUUGCCAAUCUUGCCUCAAGAGCAACGAAUACUAGUCACUAGCGAAAUUUGCACUUUACACUCUCAAGUACUUAUUCUAAUGGACGAGUUAUGAAAAUGCACGUGUCCGGUGAAUGUAAUGAAUCAAAAGAAUAAAUUAAAAAAAUCAAUUACUAUUAA